Notechis scutatus (mainland tiger snake) is the source of this 2285-nucleotide messenger RNA. Lineage: Eukaryota; Metazoa; Chordata; Lepidosauria; Squamata; Elapidae. The record is from RefSeq and is a predicted model, not a curated record.
AUUGCAGUGUCCAGGGGUCAUGCAAUCUCCUUUUUUGCGACCUUCUGACAAGCAAAGUCCAUGAGGAAGCCAGAUUCUCUUUAACAGCCAGAUUAGUAACUUUUAUCAACUGCAGUGAUUCCCUUAAGACGCUUGGCAAGGAAGGUGGUACAAUGGGACGAAACUCACUUAGAACAAAUUCUCACUUGGGCUCAGUUGUGGUCAUAAGUCGAGGACUUCCUGCACCGUCUGUCUGUUUGUGUUUUAUUCCAUGUACCUGGGGCUCCACUAUGUAUGGCUUAAGAGUGGAGGUAUAACAGAAUAAGAGUUGGAAGGGACCUUGGAGGUCUUCUAGUCAAACCCCGCCAGUCAAGAAGGAAACCCUAAACCUUACCUACAGAUCCACGCAUACAUCUGACAUGCACAUACACACACAUGCAAACACUUGUAAGCAUGUGUAUGUAUGUUAUGUACGUAUAGAUGCUUCUUUAUGCUAACCCAGAAGGUGACCGGCCCAAUCUCUCUUUCUCUCUCAGCCCAACCCACCUCACAGGGUUGUUGUAGGGAAAAAUAGGAAUAUGUUCGCCGCCUUGAAUUAUUUAUAAAAAAAAUUAAGCUGCCAUACAGAUAAAUAAAUAAAACAGUAGGGUGGACAUCUGCCUGCCCACUUUGGCAGCACCGCCUGCAGGGGGCGCCAGAGGGCGCCGUGACCCAUGCCGCGAAGAGGAAAAGAUUUUCCCCCGCCCUCCAAGGUCCUGAGCAGCCGUUCGUUUCGCCUCGCCCUCUUCCCGCCCAAACCGCUCCGCCUCGACACCCGUCCCGGAGGGGCGCGACGCCCUUCUUGCCCCGCAGCCCCGACCCACGAGGGAAGACAGGGGCAGCCGGGACACCCGUCAGAGACUCAGAGGAACGGAGGCCGCCCCUGUCACGGCCACCCUCUCCGGCUAGCGGAGGGGUGUGUAGUGGGGGGGGGGGUGCGUGACGUCACGGCCCCUCCCCGCGCCUGCCCGAACGCGGCCGCCCGAUCCGGCCCGUCGGCAUUUAAAGUUAGCGCCCAGCGUUUCUUCCCAUGGUGCCCCGCGCGGGCGCUUCUCCCGCUCCCUCCUCCCCUCGAUCGGGUCCGGCGGCCGCGGCUGCCGGGGCUCGCGCAGGCGCACCUCGCGCCCCGUCCGCCAUUUUGUGUCCGAGGCGACUGUGGAGCGAUUAAACCGCGAGCUGGUGCUGGGCGCUGGCGGUGGCCGCUAGCGGCGGGGCAGCGGCAGCGGGCGCUUGGCGGAGCCCAACGGGGCGGGGCCCGGGGCAGCAGGGGCGGCCCGGAGGCGCCUCCGGGGCAGGUUUCAGCUGAAAACAAAACCUGCAGGAAUUGUAGGUGGAAUAACCAGACCAGGGUACAAUGCCUGUGGAGGAACAAGUCAUACCAGAAUAAGAAAAGAAAUUAUCUUGGGAGAAAAAGAAAACAAAGAAGAUAGUUUAUGUGACUGAUGUGCCACAAUGGAAGGUGACAUGGAAGCAGAAGCAGUUGAAACCAUUGGGGAAGAAUCCGAAACUUUCAUUAAAGGCAAAGAACGGAAGACCUACCAGAGACGCCGGGACGGCGGGCAGGAAGAGGACGUCUGCCCGCUGCCGCCCAGCCAAGCAGAUGGGACUGAGGUAGUACAGGAGGUUAACGCCGGGGUUCAGAUGGUCAUGAUGGAACAGCUUGAUCCAACGCUGCUUCACAUGAAGACGGAAGUCAUGGAAGGUACCGUGUCACAAGAAGCCGAAGCCACUGUGGAUGACACCCAAAUAAUCACCCUCCAGGUCGUGAACAUGGAAGAACAGCCCAUCAACCUGGGCGAGCUCCAGCUCGUCCAAGUGCCCGUCCCAGUGUCCGUCCCUGUCGCUACCACGUCCGUAGAAGAACUUCAGGGGGCCUAUGAAAACGAGGUCUCCAAGGGUGGCCUCCAGGAGGGGGAGCCCAUGAUCUGCCACACGCUCCCUUUGCCCGAAGGCUUCCAGGUAGUCAAGGUUGGGGCCAAUGGCGAGGUGGAGACCCUGGAGCAGGAGGAACUUCAGCCUCAGGAGGAUCCUAACUGGCAGAAAGACCCAGACUAUCAGCCCCCCACCAAAAAGACAAAGAAAACCAAAAAGAGCAAACUCCGUUACACCGAGGAGGGGAAAGACGUGGACGUGUCCGUGUAUGAUUUUGAAGAGGAGCAGCAGGAGGGCUUGCUUUCGGACGUCAACGCCGAGAAAGUGGUGGGCAACAUGAAGCCCCCCAAACCGACAAAAAUUAAAAAGAAAGGUACGUUAGGCAGUUGAGCGUG